Messenger RNA from Bombus terrestris (buff-tailed bumblebee), 1248 nucleotides. RefSeq names its product charged multivesicular body protein 5 (gene Vps60). The record is from RefSeq and is a predicted model, not a curated record. Gene Ontology annotation, cellular component: multivesicular body. The transcript has 4 exons. The coding region runs from base 320 to 985 and encodes 221 amino acids. Lineage: Eukaryota; Metazoa; Arthropoda; Insecta; Hymenoptera; Apidae. Gene Ontology annotation, biological process: vesicle budding from membrane; late endosome to vacuole transport via multivesicular body sorting pathway.
AUUAUAUUAUAAUAUCUGUUCCAAAAAUUGGAUGACAGAUAGGAGACGCCAUAGAUGGAUACAAAUUUACCAAUAACUUGUUUGAAUUUUGUUAUAUUUUACCUUAAAAGCAGAAAUACCGAAAUCCCGCUCAAAACUAAAGUACAUUGAUAAACGUGCUACGUGACAGUAGAUGGAGCAGCUGACUGCGCUGAGUCAGUCAGCUUGACGUUUCGAUCGAAGGCGAGUAACGAUCGAGAAACAGAAAGAGAAAUAAAGGAAAGGAGAGAAGGAAGAAGAGAUAAUCGUAUCUUACCUUUACCCUAUUUUAUUCGCCAAAAUGAACAGACUUUUUGGUCGACCUAAAACGAAAGAACCACCGCCGAGUCUCACCGACUGUAUUGCCGGGGUUGACAGCAGGGCGGAUACUGCGGAGAAAAAGAUAGCAAAAUUGGACGCGGAAUUGAAGAAAUACAAAGAUCAAAUGGUUAAAAUGAGAGAAGGACCCGCGAAGAAUGCGGUUAAGGUUAAGGCAUUACGCAUCUUGAAGCAGCGUAAGAUGUAUGAAACACAGGUGGACAACUUGCGUCAACAGGCCUUUAACAUGGAACAGGCAAAUUAUGCUACUCAAACACUAAAAGAUACUCAGGCAACUGUAGUUGCCAUGAAAGAAGGAGUUAAACAAAUGCAGAAAGAGUUUAAACAUAUCAAUAUAGAUCAGAUCGAGGAUCUCCAAGAUGACAUGUCCGAUAUGUUGGAACAAGCGGAUGAAGUUCAAGAAGCGUUAGGUCGCAGUUACGGCAUGCCGGAUAUAGACGAGGAUGAACUAGCCGCCGAAUUGGAAAGUCUCGUAGAAGAUUUAGCCAUCGACGAAGAUACCAGUUUCUUAGACGAUGCGAUCAAGGCACCAAGCGCUCCUGACAAAGAACCUGGCACCAGCUCAGUCAGAAAUAAGGAUGGCGUAUUGGUGGACGAAUUUGGUUUGCCACAGAUACCAGCUAGUUAAAAUGUUGUUUCGUAAAAACAUCGAUCGAUAUAAGUAAAUGUUAUGUAUAUGGGUAUAUCCAAAGAUGAUUGGUUCUUGAACGACUUUCGACUUUCAGAAGCUUUUGCUACGUACAUAUGUAGUACACAGACAACAUACUAAGUAUUCCGAAUUUCUCUAAAUCUAUGGAUAUGAACUCGCGCAAAUUGUAAAUUUUCGAUGAACGAAACAUAAUUUCAUUGUUACUAAUAGAUAUGCUGUGUUAAUAUAUUUUUAUUGCUUUC